AUGACGGAACACAGCGAGGCCGACGAGUCGUCCAAAGCCACCCAUGAAACUAGUACUUCGAAUAACAGCUCCCCCUCAAAAAGUAAGCCCACUGCACCCAGCUCCGAUGCGCCGGCAAAGACAUCGAAAAAGCGUAGAAAGGUCAAUCAUGCAUGCAUCUACUGCAGACGUUCGCACAUGACCUGUGACCUUCGAAACAUUGGACAUCUGUGUCACGACGAGCCACGUGAGGGUGUGAAGAAAUCCAAAUCGGAACCAGAGAACGGUGAUAGACAAAGCCAGCCCCCUCAAAUCGAACCAACAACGUCCGAUGUCGCUGCAACCGCUGCGCCUCAGCCGGCGAAUGCUCCGGAUGCAGGGCUAGGCAUGGGACCGCAUCAACUUGCCCCUGAUGGAGAUGCCAGCACGGCAUCAGUCACCCAGCCGGACCCUGUUUCAGCGCCACAGUUGCCUGCUUUGACGUCUGGUAGUCAGCCCUUUGUAAUCAUCAUUGACAUGGCUGAAGUUGGAAACUAUGAUGACAUGCUCUCGUCGUCCCAAAAUAAUUACCCAGACAUGCACCAGUUCCACCCAGCAUAUAUGUUCAAUGCCUCCGAGGUUAGCAAUGAGUACAAUCUUCUCAACGACUUCCUCAACAACAGCCUCAUGGAUGACGGUGCGUUUUACGGAAGCAAUGACUUUCAGAGUCUCUUCACCGAUGCUGCUCUUAUGAACUCCAUGGGUUCACUCAACAACAACUCUACUUACAAUUCCAAUCCAUUGAGGCCACCCCAAUUACUUCCGCCCCCUGCUCAAAAUGUUGCCGGUAAUCCAACACAAAGAUCGGGCGGGGGACCUAUCGACAAGGCAAGAGAGAGAUAUCUUAUUACAGCGGCCGAUCCUGCUGGAAACGACAGCCCUGAAGAGCGCAUGAACAAGCUUCUAAAGGCCAAAGUUGAUGCAGGACUUCUGAAACCCUUCAACUAUGUCAAGGGAUAUGCGCGGCUGAAUCAGUACAUGGAGCAGAACCUACAGCAGAUAUCUCGUGUCCGAGUGUUGCGCCAGCUGGACCGCUUUCGCCCAAAGUUUCGAGAGCGAAUGCAAAGUCUGACUGAUGUGGAUCUCGUACGCAUAGAGAUGUGGUUCGACAAGAGCUUGAUGGAGUACGACCGCGUCUUCGCGAGUAUGGCUAUACCCGCAUGCUGCUGGCGAAGAACAGGCGAGAUAUACCGGGGUAACAAGGAGAUGGCACGGCUCAUCCACGUGCCGAUGUCGAAGUUGCGAGACGGUAAUAUCGCUCUGCACGAGAUCAUCGCCGAGCCUUCACUAGUUUCCUACUGGGAGAAGUUUGGUGCCAUCGCCUUUGAUCACACUCAGAAAGCGAUUCUGACAAGUUGCUCUUUGAAGAAUCCAGACCCAAACUCUAAAGAUCCCGAGAUACGAUGCUGCUUUUCCUUUACCGUGAAGCGCGACGCGUGGAACAUACCGGCGUUGAUUGUGGGAAACUUCCUUCCCAUCACAGAGGCUACAUCCGGUCCGCUGCCGGCUUCAUAA
Molecule: messenger RNA, 1533 nt
Organism: Pyrenophora tritici-repentis Pt-1C-BFP
Lineage: Eukaryota; Fungi; Ascomycota; Dothideomycetes; Pleosporales; Pleosporaceae
Source: RefSeq, a predicted model, not a curated record